Messenger RNA from Neurospora tetraspora, 2895 nucleotides. RefSeq lists its product as uncharacterized. The transcript has 2 exons. The coding region runs from base 386 to 2671 and encodes 761 amino acids. Lineage: Eukaryota; Fungi; Ascomycota; Sordariomycetes; Sordariales; Sordariaceae. The record is from RefSeq and is a predicted model, not a curated record.
GGAAUACCUGCUUGCCUACCAGACUGAGUGAGAACCCGUACACACUGUGUCGUUAACGUGUCUGGCCGGGGCCGAGCUGACCAUCCCAACCAUCGUGCCUCAUGGGUCCCUUGAGACCUCCCCUCCUGAUGCUCCCCUCCCAUGCCCCCCUGCGCUAGACCACAGAAUAAGUGGUGGGUCACACCCCGCCCUCAAGUAAAACCGGCUUAUAUUCCUUCUGACCCCUCCGUGUGCCGCUUUUCUCUCUCGAGCCUGAUCUCUUUUGCGACAAACCACCCAGAGCCUUUCCUCCAGUCCUGUCUCACUGUCUGUCAGUGUCAGUUUGGCUCCGGUCGUCUCACCAGAACGCCAUUGUUCCAUACCUACCCAGAGAAGUUUCGACAAGAUGAGCCGUGCUGGUAGUCGUCAUUACGACUAUAGCGACGAUGAGUCGCUGGCGUCCACGGGCAUCGACAUCCGUGUCCAUCGGGCGCCGCCUCCUGGCAUGGUCCGUCCUCCCCCCAGGUCGCCUUCGCCCGAUCGCAACCACCGUGGCCCUACCUACAUCCAGUCCGUAUCCCGGUCCGAAUUUGGCGGCGCACCCCGGGCACCACCUUACUGGGAGCAACGCGCUCCGUCUGUUGUCAAUGAGCGCACCCUCGUGGCUACUCAUACCCAUCAGAGCCACUCGCGGUCCCGUGCAGGGUCAGGGUCGCGUGAGCGCCGUUCUCCCGGCGGCAUGGUCGUCCCAGCACCUCCUUCUCCUGCGACCAAGGGACCGGUUGUGGUCCAGAACAUCAUCCGCGGCGGCCACCACAGCCCCUCUGACUACUCGUCUGACUCGGAAUCUGAAUACCGUGUCCAUGCCGGCUUCAGCCAGCGGAGCCGUAAGUCUCACAGCCGUGGACACAGCCGUGCCCGCAGCCGGUCGUCGAGCGGCGAAAGCAACUUUGAUGACGCCCAUACCAAGUGGGAGCUGGAGAGAAUGAAGGCCGAACUCGCGGCCAUGAAGUCCGCCAACGAACAGAAGAAGCAAAGUCUCACUCAGGAGAAGUAUCACGAAGAGGAGAUCGAGCUGGUCAAGGCCCGGGAAAAGUUGGCGAUGAUCAGACUCGAGGAGGACCGGAGCAGGUCCGCUCACGACCAGGAAAAGUCACUCCGCCUGCGCGAUGCCGAGGCCAAGCUUGAGCGCCUCGAGCGUGCCGCCGAGGAGAAGCGAUUCCAGGCCGAACACGACAAGGAUGUGGACUACCACCAGACCAAGCUCCAGCUUGAGCUGAUCAGGCGCAAGGAGGACGAGGACCGCCAGCAGGGCCACAUGAAGGAACAGCAAUCGCUCCACGAAGCCAAGUUCCAGCUGGACCUCAUCAGGCGCAAGGAGGAGGAGCGCCGCCUCCACGAACAGCACGAAGAGCAUGAUCAGCUCUACCAAGCCAAGGUGCAGCUCGACCUCAUGAGGCGCAAGGAGGAAGAGGACCGCCAGCGCGACAAGUACAAGGAGCACGACGAGCUGGUGCACUCCAAGUUCCAGCUGGACCUCGUCAAGCACAAAGAGGAAGAGGCCCGCCACCUGGAGGAGGAGCGGAAGAAGGAGGCGGCGUACGAGAAGCAGCAGCAGCUCGCGCAGGCCAAGUACGAGCUCGACAUGAUCAAGCGGCGCGAAGAGGAGCGCCGUCGCGAAGAAGAAGAACACCGUCGCGAGAUGGAGUACGAGAAGCAGCACCAGCUGCACGAGGCCAAGUUCCACCUGGACAUGAUCCGGCGCCAGGAGGAGGAGCGGCGCCGCGCAGCGGCCCGCGAGGAGGAAGAAAAACUCAUCCGCGCCAAGGAGAGGCUCGAGCGGCUGGAGCGCGAGGAGGCCGAGGAGCGCAAGCAAAAGAAGCUCCAAGAGGAGCUGGAGCUGCGCAAGGCCAAGGAGGAGCUCGAUCGCAUCCGCAAGGAGAAGGAGAAGAAGGAGGAGGAGGAGCGCUUGCGUCGCGAGUACGAGCUCAAGCGGCUUGAGGAGGAAAGGAAGGCUGAAGAGGAAAGGAAACGUAAGCAGGCGGAGGAGGAGGCGGCCGUGGCCCGCUGGAAGGCUAAGGAGGCUGAGCGGCUGGCCAAGGAGCAGGAGGAGAAGGAGAGGAUGGAGAGGGAGUACCAGCGCCGUCUGCAGGAGGAUCUGAUCAACUCCGGUCUGGACGAGAAGGCUAUCGCGGCCAUCCUCAAGAAGGAGAAGAUCAAGAAGGGCAAGAAGGGCAGCGACAGUGACAGCGACAGCGAGAAGGAGGACAAGAAGCAAGGACAGAUUGCUCGUCCUACCUACACUCGCAUGUCGCUGCGCCAUCUCGAUAUCGAGACCCUCUACCAUUUCAAGAUCGAUUUCGAAUAUGAUGCUGAACCAGGCUACGUCCUGAUCAAGCGCUGGGUGCCCGAAUGGGAGCAACAACAACUGUGGGACCACACGCGCCAGAUCCGCACCGUCGUGACCAAGGAGGUAUCCGAGACGCUGGUCAUCAAAGACAAGAGAGACAAGCACCGCGAACGGUCGCACUCGCGCCAUCACAGCCACAGCCAUUCGAGCAGCAGCCACCAUAGACACAGCAGCCAUCAUGACGAUGACCAGUUCGAGUUUGUGCGCAAGAAGAGCAGCACUAGACAUCGGAGCAAGAGUCCUAGUUUGUUGAUGUAUUUGGCUGGUGGACGGCCUUCAUGAGGGAUGAUGUUACGAUUUAAGUGGGAGGAAGAGUUAUGAAUGAAUGGAUGGAUGGGCGUGUUUUUUCUCUCUCUCUUUUACUUCUUGGAUAUCACGAAAUGAAUGCAUUGCUUGUCUUUUAUUUCUUUUUGAUUGGUGGUGAAGGUUGGUUGGGUAGUUACAAGAUAUCCAUCAUCAAAUCACUUUUGUUGGGUUUUCUUCUCGAUACGAUACCCCCUACGCCU